This is a messenger RNA of Klebsormidium nitens, 1062 nucleotides long. NCBI's taxonomy places the organism in Eukaryota, Viridiplantae, Streptophyta, Klebsormidiophyceae, Klebsormidiales, Klebsormidiaceae. The record is from the annotation of a GenBank genome assembly.
CUUGGGCCUAGGCCUGCUGCAUUUGCUUUGCAAUGGCGAAACGUUGCGUUGGCCGAGCAUGAGCCGCUCCAUUUUCUGUACUUUUGAAGUGAUUUUUGAAAUGCAUCUCUGAUAUACUGUGUAAAGUCCUAGUGUAUGAGUCUCUCUUCCCUUUUUCAGGACUUCAGGAGCUGACGGAAGACGCAGACAGAUUAUAAUCAGGCGCUUGAGAGAAAUUUCUUUCACAAAUGACUGUCGCUGCUCGCGCCCUCCACCAUGGACGGGCAUUGCAGCACUUGACGGGUGCAGGGAAGAUCUGGCAAACGGACGCUGCUAAUUCAAAUAAACUUCUUCAGAAACUUGGUAUAGCACAGCAUUGCAGAGUGGCGCAUCACAGCAGCCACUCAUUGGGUGCCAUUCGACAACAUCGAAAAGUUUCGUGUUCUGCGGGUGAAUCCAGGCGCGUUGACCCGCCGGAUGUAGCAGACUUGGCAGUUCGAGCAAGGCUUGAGGUUUCCUCAGAAGAAAUUGAGGACUGGACGCCAAAGAUUGGCAAAAUCAUAGAUUGGUUUGGCCAACUUCAAGAAAUAGACGUUGAGGGGGUACCGCCAGCUCUUCGCGCAGGCGGUGAUCGGACGGGAAACACAGUGCAAAAGGACGAGCCCCGAGCGUUUGGGAAUCGGGACGCCCUAUGGGAUGCAGUUCCGUCCAAAGAAGGCCCAUUCAUUCGGGUGCCUAAGAUCUUGAAUGAAAGUACAGAUUGAGUUCUCUGGCAGUGCACUACGCCCCUCAGAAGAUAUCGGGUAACUUCUAAAAGUAUCGACCACUGAACAAACCAGAAGAUGUGAAGAUAAUUUUGUUACGUUCAUACCGGCCUUUCGUCAGCUUCAAGUGGAGCUUGGAGCGAAAAUUCACAUCUUUUCGAUGUUGGCUGCGUGCAAUUGGGCGCUUGCCGGAUUGGGAGAAUGAGGAGGACGAUCUAGACAUACUAUCGCAACGAGCCAAUCAACCAAAGCGCCCUUCCUCAUCAAUCCACUUAUGCACGUCACGUGCCAGCAACCGAAACUUGCGGUUGGACAAGCG